AUGCUGGCUAAGUUUUGCCGGCUGAACCACACUUUCCACGUGCCUGUCUACAAAGAUGGGCCAGAUUGGUUCAGCUUUUGGACGCAUGCUCUGGGCUUCGUGCUCAGUCUGAUAGGCCUCCUGUUGUUAGUGUUGAAAGCAUCUACGCCCAUUUCGCAGUUUUCAUGCGGUUUGUAUGGCUGCUGCAUGUGCGUUCUCUUCUUUGCCAGCGCUCUCCAUCACAUGGUCAAGAGGCCUGCGGGGAGAGAGAUGUCGGAUCUCCUUCGUCGCUUCGAUCACAUCUCGAUCUAUCUUUUCAUCGCAGGGAGCUAUGUCUUCCAGGGAUGGAUCUGUCUUUUCUUGUGGACCCCUCUCCACCAGGCCUUCUCCCCAGACGAGAUUCACUACUUAGUCGCGGGCGGCCUCCUUUACACUCUUGGCGCUUUCGUCUAUGCCACCAAGUUCCCCGAUCCCUUGCCCAACGUGGUUGGCUUUCAUGGUCUGUGGCACCUCUUCGUGCUCCUGGGAGCUUCGCAACACUUCUGGUUCAUCUACAAAUUUGUAGCCUAA
Molecule: messenger RNA, 549 nt
Organism: Guillardia theta CCMP2712
Lineage: Eukaryota; Cryptophyceae; Pyrenomonadales; Geminigeraceae
Exons: 7
Coding region: 1-549 (182 amino acids)
Cellular component (GO): membrane
Source: RefSeq, a predicted model, not a curated record